CCCGGAACCAUGGAGCUCUCAGCGGCCGGGGACCGCGUGUUUGCGGCCGAAGCUAUCCUCAAGCGCCGCGUCCGCAAGGGUAGAAUGGAGUACCUGGUGAAAUGGAAAGGGUGGGCUAUCAAGUACAGCACUUGGGAACCGGAGGAGAACAUCCUUGAUGAUCGGCUAGUAGCAGCGUUUGAACAAAAAGAGAGAGAACAGGAGCUUUAUGGACCAAAAAAGAGGGGACCUAAGCCUAAAACACUUCUGCUAAAGUCAAGAGCACAGGUGUCAGAGGGCUCACCUCGAGUCCUUGAGUUUAAACCCACUCGGCCCCAGCCAUCCUCCAAACCUGCACCUUCACCUGUUACUACACCAUGUUACCCUCCUACCACCGCUUCAAAUGCUAAGCUGCAGUCUGGAGCUGCCCAGCCGAAACUGAAGAAAGACAUCCACCGCUGUCAUCGGAUGGCACGGCGGCCUCUGCCUCGGCCCGAUCCCUUAGCUCAGCAAAUGGAUUCCUCUGUUCCCUUUCCGCCUCGGCCCACAGUCAGCCCUUUCUGCGAGACAGUCCGCAUUCUUAACCGGAAGGUUAAACGUCGAGAGGUGAAAAAGGGAAGGGUGAUCCUGAAUUUAAAAGUGACAGACAAGCCAAGGACAGCCAUUAACAAAAGGACACAGAACCCCAGCCAUACGUCCCAGGUUGGGCGCCAAAAAGUUCCUUCUCGGAACAGGGUGAUCGUCAAAAACAGGAGGUUUGGGGAUGUAUCAUUUAAAGGGCUGCAGCUUCCUAUGAGUGGUUCUGGGUUUUCAGUUUUCAAAAAAACGCUCGAAACUUAUCCUAAAGAACCUGAGGAAAAGCUGAAGGUUGAACAAACCGGGUACAAACCUGCUACAAACUCCUUGCCAACACCUUCUCAGAAAUCUUCUGAUGUUAAUAAAGUGCCUGUUAAGUCUGUAUCUGUAUCCAGUUCGAAAAUCUCAGACAGUGAACCUCUUUCACAUCCACUUCAGUCACACCCUCCCACACUACCCCAAUCAUCCAAGCCAAACACUUCCCCUCAGCUAUCGAACUCAAAAUCCAAACUGACUCUAAGUCAACCCACCCAGCCUUCCUCUCCCAUGUUCUCCUCAUCUUCCUCAUCCUUAUCGUCCUCAUCUGAGGAGAACGAGCACAUUCUGGACCUCUCUGUGCCUCACGGUUCCAGCAGGCAAGGCAGACAGCGCAAUCACUUCAGCUGCCGCCGGCACCCCAAGCUUCCUGAAGUCCCUGUGUCUGAGGAGGAAAGUGAGGAUUUGGACUGGCAUCCAGAAAUGGCUGCUCAAUGUGCCAACGUGGUCAUUACGGACAUCACGACAAACCUCCUCACAGUCACAAUCAAAGAGUUUUGUCACCCUCCUGGACUUCCUGCAUCAGCUUCUUCCUGCUGUGUUAAUUAUAAUUCAUCAUUCAUUGUUGUGAUCCUGGCCGCCGGGAUGGUGGCGUUUGUCGGAGCUGUGAUCUGCAUCAUCGCCGCGGUGCACGGUGCAUCACCUGCAGAAGCCGCAGCGUCCAGCGCCGCGCAGCCGCUCGCCGAUAAUCAGUCUCUAUCAACAGGCUCCGGGGUGCUCAGCCUGCCAUCGGGCUCGGUGGCCCGUGCCGGAGCGAUAAACGCCUUACACGGCAGCGGAGACAUGGACAGGCCCGGGUCUCCCACUUUCUACGGCAUUACCGGAGUGAGACCUGACGGCGAAGGAGGGGAACAGCGGGUGACCGUGGGUAGGCUGAUCUGCACCCCGGUUCCGGCUGGAGAGUGCAGACAGGCAGAGACAGUGAUUACGGGAGAGAAGUGGGGCGAUCUGCGCGCUGCGGCUGAGGAGCUUCGGCGCACUGUGGAGCAGCAGGAGGAGAAGAUCCGCUCCGAACAGCGCACCAUUCACGAACUCACCGGCAAAUUGUCAGCCUGUGAGGGCUCCGGGCAUCGGGCAGCUGGUUUACGGGUCGACGGCAGCAGGGAGGAGAGAGGCGAACUCAUGAUGCAAGAUGAUGCCGGACCAGCGGCACUCACAGUGCAGGAUCUGGAGAGGGCCAUACUGCACAUGAAAGAGCGCAUCGAGAAACUGGAGGCAGAUUUGGGCCCACUGAUCCCAGUACCACACAACCACACGGAGAUGGGUCCUAAAGGCAAAGGCGGUGGUCGGAACCCGGUGACUGUGCAGGGGGUUGUAGCACAGAGAAAUGUAGAGGAUAUUGAGAGAGAGCUAAAGCGAAAGAUGAGAGUGCUGGAAGAGGAAAGAAAGGCACUUCGCAAAAAAACCCAGAAACAUCAGCACUACAUUGACCAUGGACUGGAUGCUGUGCACCAAAGAAUAAGCAGCCUUGAGCAAGGCUUAUCUGAGAACAGGUUUCCAGAGGGUUACAAGCUGAGUUUUCCUCUAAGGAGCAGCUCUAUGUAUGCUUUAGUGAAACAGACAUUUCCCACUCUCCAUACUCUCACUGCUUGCAUGUGGCUUAGACCUGUGCAAGGCAUCCUUGGAACUACUUUUUCUUAUGCUGUGUCAGAGGAACCUCAUGAGCUAGUUCUGCAGCAGCUGGUCAACGGCCCAGUUGAGCUUAUCAUCAAAAAUGAGGUGGCACAGUUCUAUUUAAACCUGACGGUGGGUGCUUGGCAGCAUGUGUGUGUCAGUUGGAACAGAAGAGGAGGAAUGUGGCAUGCUUAUGUGGGAGGCAAGCUGAAAAGUGAGGGGAAGGGCCUGGCAAGCCGCCACUACAUCCGGUCUGCAGGAACACUAGUCCUGGGCCAAGAACAGAAUUCAGUUGGAGGACUUCGUUUUGAAUCAUCACGGUCUCUGAUGGGAGACCUUUUUCAGUUUAACAUGUGGGACCGACUGCUUACUAAUGCAGAGCUUUCUGCUCUGGCCCACUGCAGCACAGGUAUGCUGGGUAACAUCGUCCCCUGGACCAGCCGUGAUGUCCAAGUGUUUGGAGGAGUCACAAAGCAGCCGGCUGAUCACUGCAACCAUCAUGCUGGCAUACGACAGUGAGGGGUCAUCUGGAUGUCCCAUGUUUGGGUUAGGGUGUGGAAACUGAGACUAAGUCAAACGAAAGUGUAUUUAUUAAUAAUAGCCUUUAACUGAGACACUGUCAUCAUCAACUGUAUGGAAUUAUUAUCUGUGAGUUUUGAAAAAACGUUGGAAAUAAAUGUGCAGUUGACUAGACCUAAAAUAGAAG
Messenger RNA from Trichomycterus rosablanca, 3190 nucleotides. It is a transcript of the gene cbx6b, whose product is annotated as chromobox homolog 6b. Lineage: Eukaryota; Metazoa; Chordata; Actinopteri; Siluriformes; Trichomycteridae. The transcript is spliced from 10 exons. Gene Ontology annotation, cellular component: PRC1 complex; chromatin. Gene Ontology annotation, biological process: negative regulation of transcription by RNA polymerase II. Gene Ontology annotation, molecular function: chromatin binding. The record is from RefSeq and is a predicted model, not a curated record. Bases 10 to 3003 code for a protein of 997 amino acids.